This is a messenger RNA of Zymoseptoria tritici IPO323, 1668 nucleotides long. RefSeq lists its product as uncharacterized. The coding region runs from base 448 to 1668 and encodes 406 amino acids. The record is from RefSeq and is a predicted model, not a curated record. The transcript is spliced from 2 exons. NCBI's taxonomy places the organism in Eukaryota, Fungi, Ascomycota, Dothideomycetes, Mycosphaerellales, Mycosphaerellaceae.
GUCAUCUUCGCCUUCUCAUUGUCUUCUUGCAUCGUCGAUGCUGCUUCGCUGGACUCACCGCUAUCGACUUCCUCUUCCAUAAUUGAGACCAUUUCCUACGCAUCUCUCUUCGCUACUGCUUCCUGCAUUGAACGCCCGAGGACAUACACGACUACGGCCAGAACGGCACGGCAUAUUAGACGGCAUUCCGUAUCAUAGCAAAGAUACUCGAGCUUUGAUCUAGGACCUCCAAGAAUCAAGACAGCUCAAGCGCGUGGCUGAGGGUUCACGCCGAGCUAUUCGCGUCAGGCGACCCCUCCACUACGAGAGGUCCAGUACCCAUACCAAGAGCCUCGCGACCAGACCGAGCAGAAAUACUCGAAUCGCGAGAGAUCAUCUUUUUGCCUACCUUAUCGAUACGAAUGUCUAGCACUCCUCGCCCUUGACAACACCAAAGCCACAAUCACCAUGGAACCCUGGUUGCACUCCACCCUCCUCGAACCCGCUCUCCCACCUUACUGCACUCCGACCAACGACUUCCUCCUCCGCUUCUCAUCCGUCUUCCACGUCUGCGUCCCUACCCCUCUAGCAUUCACCUCCAACCUCCUCGGCGGCUUGAGCAUCCUCGCCUGGCUCUUCGCCCAGCUCCCGCAAAUUAUCAAAAACGCUCGAAUACAAUCCACCGCCGGACUAUCGAUAUUCUUCCUCGUGGAGUGGUGUCUAGGAGACUUUAGCAAUCUGUUGGGAGCGCUGUUCACGCAUCAGGCGCCGUGGCAGGUGGCGAUCGGAUGCUAUUAUGUUUUCGUGGAUGUCUGUUUGGUUGGGCAGUGGGUUUGGUAUGAAGGCUUGAAGCACGGGACUGACGACCUCACUCCAGGUGAAACUCCUCACCCGACCCGCCCUAGGGUGAUCUUCCGCACACCAACCUUCCAACGCGACGAAAAAGAUGAGAAACUCACCCCAUCUUCCUCUUCUCGCUCACCGACCAUCCACCGUCUCGGCGCUCCCUCCAACUCACCAUGCCCAUCGCCGUCCCCUCGUACCAUUCUUUUCCUCGCCUGCCUCAUCGUCAUGGCGCAAGCCAAACCUCUCCCAUCCUCCCCCUCGGCAAUCCUCUCCCCCACCAACUCCACUCCCUCGACCCCUCUCGAAAACGCCGGAACCCUCCUCUCCUGGACCUCAACAGCCCUCUACCUCGCCUCCCGCGCUCCCCAACUCCUCCAAAACCACCGCCGGAAAUCCGUCGCCGGCCUCUCCCCCCUCCUCUUCCUCGCCGCCUUUUGCGGGAAUCUAUUCUACUCCUCCGCUCUACUCACCAAUCCCUGCGCAUGGUCGGACUUCCAGCCCUACGGCGGACAUGGCUGGGUCGGAGAGGAAGGAAGCGAUAUGUGGGAAUGGAGAAUGGCCGCCAUGCCGUUUUGGUUGGGUGCCGCGGGGGUGUUGGGGAUGGACGCGGCGAUGGGGGUGCAGUUUUGGGUUUAUGGGCGGAGUGGAGAGGAGGAGGAGGGAUUGGUGGUGCUGGAACGGGAGGAUGGAGAGGGGAGUAGGAGAGGAAAGUGGCAUUGGAGACGGGUUAGUGGGUGGAUGAGAGGAUGGGUGCCGGUGGGAAUACGGGAUGUGGAAGGGCGGGAUGAGAGGGCGAGGUUGCUGGCUGAGGGGAGAGGUGAGGGUGGGUAUGGAGGCUUGUGA